GGUUCGCGUCGAGCGGUGCGCGGUCGCGGUUCGUGUUAGUUUGUUCCUUUGUUUCUCCUAAAACUUUUUGUGACUAGUUUCUGAAGUGGGUGAAUUUGUAUUUUUAGUGUUCAACUAAUUCUCCUAAGCAGGAGCAGGAGAGUUUGGAAGCUAUACAGGAUAUUUCCGAGAACUAAAUAUUUCUCCUUGGAACGGUCUUGAUUCAUGUGACAAUGCGGUGAGUCCGUACAGUUUUGUAUGGUAGUGCGCAGCUCUGUGGCUGCGUAGAGCUGACCCAUGUGACCGUGGAGUGUCACGUGUGUGUGUAUGGGCUCGGCCUGGGGCAAGGUGUACUAAGGGCGGCCUGUGGUACUUGCGCUGCCGCCAUGGGCUGCACCCCCUCCUCCCACAAGAAGCGCAACUCCCGGGACGACCAGUCAACGCAUGCGCACCAGCUGAUCAACAGUUCUGGAGGCAGUUUACGGGGUGUACGCGGUAAGCGAGGCAGCGAUGGCAUUAUCUACCACAGGAGUUGCAGCGACGUAGACACGAGAGAGCCUGACGAAGGCGGAGGUGUGGGGUGUGUGUGGGAGUGGUGUGUCCAGGCAUCGCGAUGCUCCUUGGCUAGAAACGACGCCUCCUUGGUGGCAGCCGAGGACCACGAUGCUCAUAUUAGCGAGCUUAACGAUCAAACACUAGAACAACAAUGCCAUCGGCUUCAUCAACUGAAUAUUCCUGUUCCUCGACCUCAACCUAUAAGAGUGCUGCUGGUGUUCAGCAAAGAUGACGUCACCUGCACUACCCUCACCACCACCACAGAACACCUGGGACUACAAAGAGACAUGGCGUCUACUUUAGAUAGUGUGCUGGAGUUUUACCAGGGACAGUCGUCCUGGCCUCAAAUAGUCUUUGUCGACUUACGAUACUCCUGGUUCAAAGGCGACCAGAUAGUCAGAGCACUUCGUGCCAUAAAGAGGACCCACCAUAUCAUCAUAGUCGGCGUUUGUAAAAAAAGUGCAGUGGAGAAAGAAAAAGAACUGCGAACUACGUUGAAAAUUGGAGUCAACAGAGUAAUGGUGGAACCCUUAUCAGUGGCACAGGCUGUGUGUGAGCUGGUGCAGUUAGUGCAAGGGCAAGUGGCACUGCAUGCUUUGCUGGCGCACAAUGAAGCAGUAUACCUGGCAUUAGACAAGAGUAGAGACCUGGUGUUAGUCACCGACCACGCUCAUGUUAUUCAGUAUGCCAACCGUACGUGGUGUCAGGUGUUCGGAUUCAAAGUAGAAGAACUCCUCGGUCAACCUCUCCCAAAGUUCCACCAGCUUGCCAACAUGGACCAGGUGACGAGACAGCUGGAGAAAGGAUUUGACUGGGAGGGGAAAAUCAGCUGGCGAAGUAAGAGCGGGGAAAACAUCACUCUGCAAUGUCGAGCAAUGCCUUACCAAGCGAUGGGCAGAGAACCUACACACUAUGUCUAUGUUCAAGAUAAUCCGUUAGAAAACCACAUUUAUCCCAGAGGGAGCGUACCCUCAAUCAGAAAAGGAUCUUACGACCUCAAAUCCAUCAACAGUGAAGGUGCUCAGUCUGCCAGAAGACAAAGUCUGGCUAAACUUCACAAUCUACCAUUGGAGGCUCCUAUCACGAGAGUGAUCUCCCUCAUCUGUGCAGCUCAGGAAAACUCUACAGGACAAGUUGUGCAGAUAUUAGACAAGGUUGUCGACAUUCUCAGAACAACAGAGUUGUAUUCUUCACAUCUGAAAGCAGACAAUCUGAGGUGUGAAGAUCCUGUCACCUCCGAUCUUAUUGGAGCUCUGAUAACUUCAGGCACAGUACCAGUUUCCACCACCAGGCGCAGUUCUAACGACUCUGCAGCAGUUAAGGCAGCCCAGUCCCUCCCACCCGGGGCGAAGGUGGUGUUUGCCAUGAACGCUUCUCCACAGAUAAAAGAACUGCUGGACUCAGCGUUGCUGUGGGACUUCAACAUCUUCAGGCUGGAAGAACUAACGGGAAAAAGGCCAUUGGUGUUCCUCGGAAUGAACCUUCUCCUCCACUUUGAUGUUCACAAAACUCUCGGAUGUGAUGAGAAAACCCUAUACAACUGGCUGACGGUGAUAGAGCGACAUUACCACAUCAGCAACACCUACCAUAACUCUUCCCAUGCAGCAGAUGUUCUACAGGCAACGGCUUGCUUCCUGGAACGGGAGAGGAUCAAGAAGAUUCUGGACGAAUUGGACGAGGCUUGCUGUCUCAUUGCAGCUGCUUGUCAUGAUAUUGACCAUCCAGGGAAGUCCAGUGCCUUCCUGGCCAACUCCAGCAAUGAACUGGCUCUCUUAUACAAUGACAUCAGCGUACUAGAAUCUCAUCAUGCAGCGCUGACGUUUAAACUCACCCUUAGAGACGACAGAGUAAAUAUUUUUAAAGGUUUGGAGCGAGACACGUAUAAAGUAGCCCGGCAAAGUAUAAUUGACAUGAUUCUUGCCACAGAGAUGACAAAACAUUUUGAACACCUUGCAAAAUUCGUCAGUGUGUUCAACAAACCCAACUCAACUUCUGAUGACGGCAGCGGAGAUGCGAAGAGCCCAAGUGACUGCGGAGGAGACAUUUCUCUAUCGAGCGCAGACGAGAUUAACCUCGUGAAGCGGAUGAUGAUUAAGUGCGCGGAUGUCUCCAACCCUACACGGCCACUCAAGAUGUGCGUCGAGUGGGCACGGCGCAUCGCUGAGGAGUAUUUCACUCAGACUGACGAUGAGAAGGCCAACCACUUGCCUGUUGUAAUGCCGAUGUUUGACAGGACAUCAUGUUCCAUUCCAAAAUCCCAGAUGGGUUUUGUCGACUUCAUCAUCAAUGAUAUGUUUGAAGCUUGGGAUGCAUUUAUUGACAUGCCAGAGAUGUUGUAUCACCUAAGGAGCAACUAUCAAUACUGGAAGGAUCUGGAGGAGAAGGGAGUUACCAGUUUAGGAGAUAUUUCUCUCAAACAAACAUCCAGCGGGUCCAGUCCAAACCCAAACCUUCCUAAUAUACCUGAGAAAACUUUCUAAUGCCUAUUUUAUGACAAGUGUAAUAAUAGACUAACUUUUUUAAAUCAUGUACUUAAUAUAAACUAUUGCUAUUUUUGUCAUGUCGUCAAUUUUAAUAUAUUGUGUUCAUAAGAGGUAAAUACAGAGAUGUGUAUACACGUUU
This is a messenger RNA of Macrosteles quadrilineatus (aster leafhopper), 3156 nucleotides long. It is a transcript of the gene Pde8, whose product is annotated as high affinity cAMP-specific and IBMX-insensitive 3',5'-cyclic phosphodiesterase 8. Gene Ontology annotation, biological process: positive regulation of ERK1 and ERK2 cascade; signal transduction; regulation of DNA-templated transcription. Gene Ontology annotation, molecular function: 3',5'-cyclic-nucleotide phosphodiesterase activity. Lineage: Eukaryota; Metazoa; Arthropoda; Insecta; Hemiptera; Cicadellidae. Bases 366 to 3014 code for a protein of 882 amino acids. The record is from RefSeq and is a predicted model, not a curated record. The transcript is spliced from 22 exons.